Lucilia sericata (common green bottle fly) is the source of this 2555-nucleotide messenger RNA. It is a transcript of the gene TRAM, whose product is annotated as translocating chain-associated membrane protein 1. Gene Ontology annotation, cellular component: endoplasmic reticulum membrane. Gene Ontology annotation, biological process: protein insertion into ER membrane; SRP-dependent cotranslational protein targeting to membrane, translocation. Lineage: Eukaryota; Metazoa; Arthropoda; Insecta; Diptera; Calliphoridae. The transcript has a single exon. The record is from RefSeq and is a predicted model, not a curated record. Bases 418 to 1527 code for a protein of 369 amino acids.
CUCUUAAAUAGCGACUGCAUUGACAAAACGUCGGUUUUGCUGCGUGGCAUUUUUUUUCUGGCAUUUUACUAUACAAUUUGACGUGUAAAAAAAGAUACUGAAAGAAAACUAAAAUUUAGUAGCAAAUAAGUAAGACCAGAGAAAAAAUCUUAGUUAAUUUUUAAAUACCACACUUAACACAAGUAAACGUAACAAGAAAGUGACUGGAGGAGUGUUGGGAGAAGACUAGGAAAGAAAAAAAAUAAAGAAAUAAAUUUUUUUGUAAAGAAAAAUUUAAAAGAAUAAACAAAUUAAUCAAAAGAAAAUUUAUUGUGUAUAGAAGAAAAGAAGUACACAUAAUACUAAGAAAAGAAAGCUUUUGUUGCUGCUGUUGGAGCUUAAUAACUAAUUGAGUUGGUUUUGUGUUUAAAAAAAAAAAUGGCCAUUAAACCUGGUAUGGGACGUAAGUCUUCUUCGAAGAAUCCUCCUAUCUUAAGUCAUGAAUUUGUUAUACAAAAUCAUGCCGAUAUUAUAUCCUGCGUGGCCAUGGUUUUUGUUUUGGGUUUGAUGGAUGAAUCGACGGCACCCUUUGCCAGUGCUUUUAUAUCUUUGCAUCACAAUGUUUCGGGAGAGGAGCCUACACGAGAGCAACCUUUUGGCAAGCCUUAUACCUAUAUGGCAGGCAUUAAGGAUUAUUGUGCUGUUUUCUUUUACACCAUUACCUGUAUUAUCAUGCAUGCCAUUAUCCAGGAGUUUGUUUUGGAUAAAAUCUCCAAGAAAUUGCAUUUAUCCAAGUUUAAGCUGUCACUGUUUAAUGAAAGUGGUCAAUUGGUUACCUUCUAUGUUAUGUCUUUCUUGUGGGGUGCCAACAUCAUUCUUAAGGAGGCCUAUUUCAGCAAAUUUUCGCUUUUGUGGGACGAUUUCCCCAAUCACCCCAUGACCUUUUUGCACAAGUUCUAUUUCAUCAUACAAUUGGCCUACUAUCUGCACAUGUUGCCUGAAUUGUAUUUCCAAAAGGUGCGUAAAGAGGAGCAACAACCCAAAAUUAUCCAUUCCAUCUGCGGCUUUUCGGUUAUCUGCUUGGCCUACAGCUUUGGCUUCCAGCGCAUUGCUGUUGUCCUUUUGACUCUGCACUAUUUGAGUGAAAUUGUUUCUCAUAUCUUUCAAUUGAUUGGUGUCUUCGAUAAGGAUGAAAAACUAGCCAGUGCUCGCAUUUUCAAUUCAGCUGUCUUUGUUUUUGUGCGUUUCACCACCAUGGUCAUAGGUGUCUUGACUUUAUACUACGGUGUGGUAGCCACCACCUCCAGCAAAUUGCGUGGCUUUUUGGCUUUGGUGUCUCUUAUGGCCUUGCAGGGCUAUUUGAUUUUCUCUUUCAUUACCGAACAGCUAAAGGCUAAACGUGAGGCUAAACAAUUGGCCAAAUUGCAGUCGUCCACACAAAAGAAGAAGUCACCCAAGGAGAAGACAAAACGUAAGCGUGAAUCCGAUUUACCAGAAGCUGAUCAAUCACCUAAUGCUCCUAUUAACCAUAAGCCUAAGGUUAAAUAAGUUAAAAGCUGUAUACUUAAGGAUUUAUACAAAACAACAAAAACAAAUUUACAACAAUUUUCUAUUGUAAGAAGAGGAGGGUUAGGUGGAGUUGAGCUGGAGUUUGAUCGGUUUAAAGAGUUAAUAACUCCUGGGGAGUGCAAUUUUUUUAAAUGAAUGGACUGCAGCUCUUUUUCGUCUUCUUUUCCUUUUUCACAAUCGAACACAAAAGGAACACACAAAUGAAAAGGAUAAUUGGAAGAGGAAUAAGGUAACCUGGCUUAUAGUACAUGCAAUAGACAGUUUAUACACCAGACUAUUGUCUUUAAUUUAGACUAUAUUUAAGACAUGGUUAACCCCUCUAAACCCCUUUCUCCUGCCAAUUAUUCCUUUCAUUUGUGUGUUAUAAACUUUUCUUACUUUUUAAAAAAGCAUUUAAAAUCAUCAUCUAACAGUUGAACACUAUUUUCUUAUAAUUUUUGUUUUUAAAUUUUAUAAUUUUGUUUUUGUUUUAUUUUUUAUUAUAUUUUCUAUUAUUUUUUUUUAUAAAAAUAAAAACUUUGUUAUUCAGUUUUUUAGAAAACUUCCAAACAUUCUCAUGACAAAAAAAAACACACAUAAACAAAAACAAUAUGCUUCCUUUAUUUUAUAAAAAAUUAUAAAAAAAAAACCUAAAAAAAACAAAUGUAAAGUUUAUAUUAUAAAAAAAUAUAUUUUUUUACUAAAAAACUAAAACAACAUAAGUUUAUAAUUUCUUUUCUAUUAUAAAAAUAAGUUUUCUAAAGUGUUAUAAAAAAAAUCAAAAUUUUUGUUAAAAAGUUUAAACCACAAAAAAACCUUAAACUUGAACUAAACUCUUCUUUUUUUUUUUAAUAAAACUAUAAUUUUAAGAAUUAUAAGUUCUUUUACUGCUUAAAACAAAAAAAAAAACAUUCCAAGUUCAACUUGGCCCCCCCCCCCCAAAACACUCCCCCUUUACCCACUUAACAUGACAAAUUUCAAAUUUAAAUUUAUUAAUUUUAGUUUAAACUUAAAUGAAGAAAAAAAAA